Messenger RNA from Bacidia gigantensis, 1179 nucleotides. RefSeq lists its product as uncharacterized. The record is from RefSeq and is a predicted model, not a curated record. NCBI's taxonomy places the organism in Eukaryota, Fungi, Ascomycota, Lecanoromycetes, Lecanorales, Ramalinaceae. The transcript is spliced from 2 exons. Bases 1 to 1179 code for a protein of 392 amino acids.
AUGGAGCAGGAUGCCCCCACUAAACCUCCACGUGCCUCAUUCCCAUUGACUCCUCUUUCUAUAGCAUUAAAGCAGAUGUGUGUCAAGACAACUCAAUUGAUGCAAAACAGUGAGAAGACAGAUAUGUCUGUGCCGAAGAAAAAAUCGUCUCGCACAGUCCACGCCCCUGUACAUCUAGCUAGAGUUAUUGAUCUUCGAAAGGAUGUUAGAAUGGAUAACAAAGUCGAUGACGCUCCUAAGGAAGAUUGCGACCGCCAUAAUUUCCUUGACGUGAUAGUCAUGGAGGACUAUUUAAGACAAGGAUUAAAGAAGCCUGACUACCAAGGCAAAUAUAGCGACGAAGUUUUGAGCGGUGAAGCCUCAAUAGAUGAGCAAUUGGCAGCAACCCUUACUUCUCCCGAGAUUCAAGUGAAAGCCCAUAUUAGCCAAGUAAGGAAUUUCACUGUCAGAAAACGAAAAGGUCGGCCACGUACUUUCCUUAGAACUGUUCAGCUACGAUCGAAACGAGCACGAGAGGAAAAACUUCCGCAGCGAUUGUCCUUGAAGAAGACGACGAACAGCCACAAGCCCAGGACUCCAAGUGGCUCAAAUGCAAAGCGAAUCACGGAUGAUAGCGAGGAUGACUCUGACACUCCAUUAGCCUCCAAGCGAACUCUUUUCAGCCUUCACGCGCCGCCAACACCUUCUCCGUCAGAAACGCCAUUUGCUCAUACGCCUGAUCAGAUCGCUAUUACCGAGUUGAGCCCUUCAAAAGAAUCGCCAUCUCAGUACUAUAAGUGUCUAGACUCAACAGACGAAGUCGUACCGCUUGGAGAUCGCCUGCUUGCAAAAGCUCCUAUCAAGGUGGAGCCCUUGUCUUUCCAGAUGCAAAACAGGACGGUCCUGCUUCUAUCAGUGUCAAACGAGCCACAUAUAGCACCUGUCUAUAUGACUCUGGACAAAUGCCCAAGAAUCGAUCAGCUGUUCGACUUUAUCCUGGAAGGAAGAAAGGUAGCUAGCGAGGCGGUAAAAUGGGUCUGCGCAAGGCUUUUAUGUAACGACAGGUGGAUUUCUUUGUCCCAGGACCAGCCACAAAGUCAAUUUCGGCUGCAUAGAUUUAUCUCGGAAGCUUGGGAGACCCAUGCCGACAAUUUCGAAGACGAGUGCGAGGUAGAAGUAAUGAUCGAGAUCAAGUCUUAA